This is a messenger RNA of Theileria orientalis strain Shintoku, 1083 nucleotides long. RefSeq lists its product as hypothetical. The coding region runs from base 1 to 1083 and encodes 360 amino acids. The record is from RefSeq and is a predicted model, not a curated record. Lineage: Eukaryota; Apicomplexa; Aconoidasida; Piroplasmida; Theileriidae. The transcript is spliced from 2 exons.
AUGGCAUAUCAAACCUUCGAGAGAAACGGAUACGAGGAAAACCUCAUGGACGAAUUCAUCCACGACCCGAAAAUAAGGUUCUAUUUUAACCAACUGGACGUCUUGGGGGACAUAACGGAGGCGUGUCCGACGAAAAACCUGGAUAAAACAAACGUUGGCCUGGUGAAGGUGGGAGCGAAGCCGCUGAGUGGGAUCAGAGGACUGUAUUUCACGAAAGGGAUGUGGAAAGUUAAGUUCCUGGACAACGACUACGAGGUGAUCACGUGUAUCUUCAGAUACCACGACAAGGAAACACUGGUGAAGUCGUACCACAUAGCGCACUCAUUCCUGAAAAAGGUGAUCAUGUACAAGAGGCACAUCCACGAAGACGACGGGACGAUCCUAGAGGAGCUGAACGACUACCAGCUGGUGGAGCUGGAUGAGCGCAAGAGCAAGGAAAACGGAAUAAACAAGCUCAGGCAAUUCAGACAAAGCGAAACGAGAUACAGAAGAAGCCCACCAGAAGAGAAGAACAACUAUAGAAAAACGAUACAUGACAGCUUCGAGAGGUCAGAGUCGUUGGACUCACUGUAUGAACGAGAGAAGAAGAAGAAAAAAAGGAAGAAGUCGAAUGGCUCGAUUAACAUAAACCUAGUUAAGUCCCCAGGCAUGAAGGAGAAGCCGAGGAAGCUGACGAAGUUUGAAAGCAAGUUCCUUAAGUACUGCGACUACAGCACGAUCGACAUGAUCAACCACAUCAUGGACCAGAACAGGGAGUCGAGGCUGAUGGACCACGGGAAGACGUUCACGUUGAAGCACGGCCUGUACGACAUUAAUCCGAGGGAGUCAGACGGCGAGUACAACGACGUUUGCACAAACGGCUAUAUGUUCCCAUACCUUAAUGGUGAAAAUCUCCAGAGACGAUUUGGUCAGCAGAACGUCACUGAAACUCGUGAAUUUUGGACCGCAGUACGAGAGCCUGGGACCGUGAAGAAUCAAAACGCACUAACUCGAAAGGUAAUUGAAAGAAUAUCGCAAGAAAAUCACAAACGCAUUGAAGGAAGAGGACAGCCUUCCAAGGAAUCGUACAAAUUUGAUUAUUGA